Pongo pygmaeus (Bornean orangutan) is the source of this 886-nucleotide messenger RNA. Its product is annotated as myomegalin-like. Bases 1 to 816 code for a protein of 271 amino acids. Gene Ontology annotation, cellular component: Golgi apparatus; centrosome. The transcript has 5 exons. NCBI's taxonomy places the organism in Eukaryota, Metazoa, Chordata, Mammalia, Primates, Hominidae. The record is from RefSeq and is a predicted model, not a curated record. Gene Ontology annotation, molecular function: molecular adaptor activity. Gene Ontology annotation, biological process: centrosome cycle; regulation of Golgi organization; positive regulation of microtubule nucleation.
AUGGGAGAAGAAAUGUCUGAUGGAUGGGAGACUGAGGAAGACAAGGAGAAGGUUCAGAAAGCUCCAGGGAAAACUGAAGAAUGCCCACAAUGUCAUCAACCUCCUCAAGAACAACUUGUGCUGAGUAGCAAAGAAGGGAAUAGUAAACUUACUCCGGAGCUCCUUGUGCAUCUGACCAGCACCAUCGACAGAAUAAACACAGAACUGGUUGGUUCUCCUGGGAAGUGCCAACACCAAGAGGAGGGGAAUGUGACUGUGAGGCCUUGUCCCAGACCCCAGAACCUUGACCUUGGGGCUACCUUCACAGUGGAUGCCCACCAAGUCAAUUUGGAUAACCAGUCCCAGCCUCGUGACCCUGGGCCUCAAUCAGCGUUUAGCCCACCAGGGUCCACCCAGCACCUGCGCUCCCAGCUGUCACAGUGCAAACAACGCUAUCAAGAUCUUCAGGAGAAGCUGCUGCUAUCAGAAGCCACUGUCUUUGCUCAGGCUAACGAGCUGGAGAAAUACAGAGUUAUACUUAGUGAAUCCUUGGUGAAGCAGGACAGCAAACAGGUCCAGGUGGACCUCCAGGACCUGGGCUAUGAGACUUGUGGCCGAAGCAAGAAUGAGGCUGAACGGGAGGAAACCACCAGUCCCGAGUGUGAGGAGCACAACAGCCCCAAGGAAAUGGUCCUGAUGGAGGGGCUGUGCUCUGAGCAGGGGUGCCGGGGCUCAACGCUGGCUAGUUCCUCAGAGAGGAAGCCCUUGGAGAACCAGCUAGGGAAGCAGGAAGAGUUCUGCAUAUAUGGAAAGUCAGAAAACAUCUCAGUCCUAUGAAAGGACAUCAAAGAUCUGAAGGCCUAGCUGCAGAAUGCCAACAAGGUCACUCAAAACCUCAAGAUCUGGG